Messenger RNA from Mycotypha africana, 555 nucleotides. Its product is annotated as TB2/DP1, HVA22 family-domain-containing protein. The coding region runs from base 1 to 555 and encodes 184 amino acids. The transcript has 3 exons. The record is from RefSeq and is a predicted model, not a curated record. Lineage: Eukaryota; Fungi; Mucoromycota; Mucoromycetes; Mucorales; Mycotyphaceae.
AUGAACAAGUUAAAGCAAAAGACCGACCACUAUGUAUCUCGUAUUGAUGCUGAAUUAUCCAACUAUGAAUAUGCCAACGAAAUUCAACGUCGCACUGGUUUGCCCAAGGCUUACGUUGUUAUCGGCACCGUUUUCACCAUUUUCAUGAUGAUCUUUUUCAAUUUGGGUGCUCAAUUCUUGACAAAUAUGAUUGCUUGGAUUUAUCCUGCUAUUGCUUCUUUUAAGGCUAUUGAAUCCGAUGAUAUUCAUGAUGAUACUCAAUGGUUGGUCUACUGGUGUGUAAUCGGUUUCGCCAACAUGCUUGAAUACUUUUCUGACAUUUUGCUUUACUGGUGCCCCUUCUACUAUCUUAUUAAGACUGCUUUGGUUCUCUGGCUCAUGUUGCCUCAAUUCAGAGGUGCUGAAUUUGUCUACGAACGUUUCUUGUGUCCCAUUCUCUCUGAAGACAAGGAAAAGAAGCAUGCUACUGCUCCUAUCACUCCUGUCGCUCCUGCUGUCCCCAUGCGUACUACUGGUAUCAACUCUGCUGCCAUCACCGGCCAAAAGCUUGAAUAA